GAGGAGUCUCCAGAGGUGGUUCAUUCGCCCGCGCAUCGACCUCGUAAAGACAGAGGUUUGCCCUGGGCGUUUCCUGGGUGGGUGGGUCAGGGUAAGAGCUGGCCCUAUGACUUCCCAGACAUCACUGCAGCAUACGUGGUGAAAUGGAUCCUCGGUGCCAAGCAGUACCAUGACCUGGACAUCCACUAUGUGGGGAUCUGGAAUGAGCGAAACUUUGACAGCAAGUACAUCAAGCUACUGCGCUACACUCUGGAUAAGAGUGGUCUGGAGGGGGUCCGGAUCAUAGCCAGUGACAACCUGUGGCAGCCCAUCACCCUGUCUCUGCUGCAAGACCCCGAGCUGGGGGGGGCUGUAGACGUGAUAGGGGCCCACUACCCAGGCACCACCACAGUGAAGGAGGCCCUGCAGACCCAGAAGAAGCUUUGGUCCUCGGAGGACUACAGCUCAGUGAAUGACGAGGUGGGUGGGGGCUGCUGGGCCCGCAUCCUCAACCAGAACUACGUCAAUGGAUUCAUGACAGCAUCAGGCACCUUGGUGAGGUUGGGACCGACAGCGUUGUCCAGCUGUGUGUUGACGACUGUCUCCUUCAGCACCAUCUCCUGGAACCUGGUGUCCAGCUACUACGAGGAUCUGCCGUUCGGCCGGGACGGGCUGAUGACGGCCGAGGAGCCGUGGAGCGGGCACUACGAGGUGGCCCCCCCCAUCUGGAUCACAGCCCACACCACACAGUUCACCCAGCCAGGGUGGAGCUACCUGCAGACUGUGGGACACCUGGCGCAGGGCGGGACUUAUGUAGCCCUGACGGACGGGAGGGGAAGCCUCACUGUUGUCAUAGAAACCAUGACUCAUGAUCAUUCAGUAUGCAUUAGACCUCCACUCCCCCCCUUCAAUGUGACCUCCCAGAAUGCAACUUUCCAGCUGAAGGGAUCCUUUGCCUCCAUUAAGGAACUCCAAGUAUGGCGGUCUCAGUUUAACUUCAAAACGAAAAAGCCCUCCUUCUUCCAGAAACGAACUCCUCUGACGCUUGUGGACGGUUCGUUCACCUUGAGCGUGGCUGAAGAUGAGGUUUACACUUUAACCACAGUGACCUCAGGACAGAAAGGCAGUUACCCCGGCUCCCCCCCCUCUGCUCGCUUCCCCAGACAAUACAAGGACAACUUUGAUGUUCGAAACCCCCCCUUCUCUGAGGCUCCAAACUUUGCCGACCAGACGGGGGUGUUUGAGUACUACCUCAACCUGACGGACCCCGGGGCUCACAGCUUCACUUUACGCCAGGUUCUGACUGAGAGACCCAUCACGUGGGCCGCUGACGCUGACCAGACCAUCAGCGUCAUCGGAGACCACCAGUGGCAGAACGUGACGGUCAGCUGUGAUGUGUUCAUGGAGAGCGUGAAGACCGGGGGAGUGUUCAUAGCAGCGCGGGUGGAUAAAGGAGGGCAGUGCGUCCGCAGCGCUCAGGGGGUCUUCUUCUGGGUGUUUGCAGACGGCACAUACAAAGUGACCAAUGAUCUCGCUGGACAGACUGUCCUGGCAGAGGGACAGUCUGGGACCCGGGCGUACGGCUGGCACACCUUAACUCUCACUGUGGAGGGUCAGUAUGCGUCAGGUCUGCUGAAUGGUUACCCUCUGUGGAAGAAUGCUGUGGUGCUGGCCCCCCCCAACGGCUGGGCGGCUUUAGGAACACACUCCUUUGAACUGGCUCAGUUUGAUAACUUUGCUGUGCUGGCAGAGUGAGGAUUUAACAGUGGAACAAUGAUCUGCACAAUGCUUUGAAAGUGUGAUGAAUGCCUUUAUUAACACUUAAUUGUGCUUAAUAUAUACUUAACUUUUCUUCCUUUUAAAAUGUUUAAUCUGAAAUAAUUGUAAAUAAUUUGCACUGAUUUGUAUUAUAAUGGGAUAAAUGAUUUUUAAAUGUUUACAUUUUUGUUUUAUUGUAAUGUUUUUACAUUUAAAUGGCUGAAAUAAUAAAAUAAAUGAUAAUGAGCUGGCUACAAGACAUUUA
Messenger RNA from Notothenia coriiceps (black rockcod), 2002 nucleotides. RefSeq names its product galactosylceramidase b (gene galcb). Gene Ontology annotation, cellular component: lysosome. The annotation marks the transcript as partial. Lineage: Eukaryota; Metazoa; Chordata; Actinopteri; Perciformes; Nototheniidae. Gene Ontology annotation, molecular function: galactosylceramidase activity. Gene Ontology annotation, biological process: galactosylceramide catabolic process. The transcript is spliced from 14 exons. The record is from RefSeq and is a predicted model, not a curated record.